UGGCAAAAUAUGAGACAAUCCAGAUAGUGACUUUGUGGAUGACCAGAGGGUCCAACACUUAUUUCUGAGCGAAGUUUGCUCCUCUCCAUCAUCCCAAUACGAGACAUGAGACACAUUCCUCUCCUGCACGUUGCCCCUCACAAUCUUUCUUUCUGUUUCACACUUUUUUCCCCCUUCCCAUUGCUCAGGCUUCCAUGUUUUCUUUCUCUCCCGGUUUAGAGAGAGAAGCUUGCAUGCCUAUCAUUUGUCUGUCUAUAGAGAGAGACUUUUGAAAGAUCAGUUAAGGAAAGGAUGUUACAAAGAGCAGCAAGCAAUGCAUAUUCAUGGUGGUGGGCAAGCCACAUUAGAACUAAGCAAUCUAAAUGGCUUGAACAACAUCUUCAAGAUAUGGAAGAGAAAGUUCAAAACAUGCUUAAACUCAUUCAGGAGGAUGGAGACUCAUUUGCCAAGAGGGCAGAAAUGUAUUACAAGAGAAGGCCAGAGCUAAUAAACUUUGUGGAAGAGACUUACAAAUCUUACAGAGCCUUGGCUGAAAGGUAUGACAAAAUAUCGACGGAGCUGCAAAAUGCCAACAACACCCUUGCUUCUAUUUUUCCAGAACAGGUCCAGUUUGCAAUGGAUGAAGAUGAUGAAGAUUGCACACCUCGAUGCCGAAAGGAGUGUCGAGAACUCUCACAAUCCAACGCUCCGCAGGUUCCCAAGGCUCCCGGCAAAAAAGAUGUGAAGGGUCUGCUAACAUUAGCCACAAAGAAGUUGCAACAGAAGAAAAUAAAAGCGGCAGCUCCUGCCGUUCCAAAGUCUGGUCUGACCAAACCUGAGGCACUCAAAGAGAUUGACAGGCUUCAAAAAGGGAUUCUGGCCCUACAAACUGAGAAGGAGUUUGUAAAGAGCUCUUAUGAAAUCGGGCUUGCCAAGUACUGGGAAAUUGAGAAGCAGAUCACUGAAAUGCAAGAGAAAAAUAGCAGACUGCAAGACGAAUUCAAUGCCAGUUUGGCCAUCGAGGACGAAGACGCUCGUAAUCUGAUGGCCACCACUGCUUUGAGGUCAUGCCAAAUGACUUUGGAUAAUUUGCAGAAGACACAAGAGGAGACAGUUGAGGAAGUAAAAAUGGGGCGCCAAAGGAUCACUGAGGCUCGGGAGAAGUUGGAUUCUUUCAAAAACAAUCAAGAGAAACCUUGUGACAACCAUAAAUCCACGGGAGCAGAAGAAACAUUAGAAAGCUUAGAUGAAGAAGUGGGGAGUGCAACACAAGAGGAGGGACAGGAAUUGCAGUUGUUGAGGAAGAAGAUGAAGGAGCAGUUUGAAAUGGGGUUGAAUCCAUCUCUCACAAUGACGGAAAUGGCAGAAAAGAUUGAUGAGCUCGUGAAUAAGGUGAUCAGCUUACAAACUGUUGUCUCAUCUCAGACUGCUCUUGUAAAGAGAUUGAGAACAGAAACUGGUGAUCUUCAAACAAAAAUUGAAAGCAUGGAAGAUGAUAAGGAUACUCUCACCGGUAGUGUGAAAAAUUUGGGGCACAAUCUGAGAGAAUUGGAGAAAAAGCUGCAUGGAAUUCAGGAUCCAAACCAAAAUGUUGAAUCCCGGAAUAACAACCUCCAAACACAUUUCACUGAAGCACAUCGUAAUCUUGAUCAACUUUUUGAGACACUGCAAAGUGGGAAGGAAGUUGACGAGCUUGAGGUCAAAGGCUUGUCACAACACAAGGAGGCAUCCAUAGCUGAACUGGAAUCUCAAAAGGAGUUAAAGAAACAAGAAGACAUACCAAAUCAUGGUGAUCAUUCAGAAAAACUGCAUAACAUGAGGCAAGGUGUGGAGCUCGAGGCUAAGGUCUCACUACAGAAGGAACAGGGAUCUUUAGUUGAAGCUGAACCACAGGAGAAGUCUGGAGAACAAGAUAAACCGAUAUCCAGAAAUGCUUUUCAGAAAGAUGAGAAAGGUAAACCAGAAGAGACAGUUAGUCGAUCAGAGGCAAAAAGUGAUCCUGAUAAUCAUUCUGAGAAAUGUCAGGGUCUGAAACUGCAGGAUGAAGCUGAUAAGAAAGAUUCAUCCCUGAUAGUAAACAAUCCUCUCAUCAUCGAAGCACAAGAGCAGAAAACAGAACAAGAAGAUGAGCCAAACUGGAAGCAGCUGUUCUUGGAUGGGAUGAAGGAUAGAGAAAAAACUCUAUUGGCUGAGUAUACUGCAAUGUUUAAAAAUUACAAAGAAGUCAAGCAGAAGCUCAGUGAAGUAGAGAAGAAAACAACAGUGCAGGUAAAAGAAUUGGAGAGUGCCAAUGCCAAGAAGGAUGAAGACAUUCAAUCUUUACAUCAGGAAUCAAGCCUUCUGCGGGUAAAUCUGGAUGUAGAAAAGGACUUGAGAAAAUCUAAAGAUUCAGACCACCAACCAGCCUCUACUCUAUCAGGUGAUCAAAAUGUUGAACCCAAAGCAAGAACCGAAGAAGAAACUUCAGCUGUGGCUCCAAAACCAACUGAAAACAAAGAGGAUGAUGAAGAAGAUAUCAAGGUAAUUCUAAUUGAUCAAGCUCAACCCAUGUCAGUGACUGAAGAACGCUUCCGGACAAACAUCGAUACACUGCUAGAGGAGAACCUGAACUUCUGGUUAAGAUUCAGCACCUCAGUUCAUCAGAUACAGAAAUUUCAGACUGAAGUGGAGGAUUUACAGACUGAAAUAUCAAAACUUAAGGAAAAAGUAAAGAAGAAACAGGAUGGAAGUGCUUCUAUAGACCCCUCUGUGAAAUCAGAUGCCCGGCCAAUUUACAAACACCUAAGAGAGAUACAGACUGAACUAUCAGUCUGGCUGGAGCAAAAUGCAUUACUGAAAGAGGAAUUGCAACAAAGAUUUUCAUCUUUGUGCAACAUUCAAGAAGAUAUAUCAAGAACUUUGAAGGAAGGUCCUGGAGAUGAAGAAAUCAAGUUUACUAGUUAUCAAGCAGCAAAGUUGCAAGGUGAGGUCAUGAACAUGCAACAGGAGAACAACAAGGUUGCAGGUGAACUGCAAGCAGGUUUAGAUCAUGUAAGAGGACUCCAAACCGAAGUCGAGAAGACUUUGACAAAGUUGAAUGAAGAAUUUGGACUUGCUGGGUCAAAGAACAAUAAUCAUAUCCAGCUGACACACUCAACAAGCCGGGGGCGAGUUCCUUUACAGUCAUUUAUUUUUGGGGUUAAACCAAAGAAACAGAAGCCCUCAAUCUUCUCCUGCAUGAACCCUUCACUGCAUCGAAAAUACCAUCAUAUGAAAGCUGGACUUCCUAUGUAAAUUGUUCCUUUUUUGUUCACUUUUUGUUUCUGCAAGAGGAUUUCUUUUAUUUUGUUUCCUGUUGGAGGCAUAUGGGCGUGUAGCUAAAGGUACUUUUUUAUUUUUGCCUUCUGUUUUUGAAUUGGGCAAAAUGUAUGCUUUUAGUGAACUAUACAUGUAUCAAAUUUCUACCUACGAUGGCACAGGAGUAUUUUGGCUAUUCUUAUAUUAACUUGUAUUUUUUAUUUUAA
This is a messenger RNA of Vitis riparia (riverbank grape), 3482 nucleotides long. Its product is annotated as protein NETWORKED 2D. The record is from RefSeq and is a predicted model, not a curated record. The transcript is spliced from 2 exons. Bases 292 to 3252 code for a protein of 986 amino acids. Gene Ontology annotation, molecular function: actin binding. Lineage: Eukaryota; Viridiplantae; Streptophyta; Magnoliopsida; Vitales; Vitaceae.